Messenger RNA from Schistosoma haematobium, 2241 nucleotides. RefSeq lists its product as uncharacterized. The coding region runs from base 1011 to 2126 and encodes 371 amino acids. The transcript has 5 exons. NCBI's taxonomy places the organism in Eukaryota, Metazoa, Platyhelminthes, Trematoda, Strigeidida, Schistosomatidae. The record is from RefSeq and is a predicted model, not a curated record.
AAGUAUUCGUAGUUAGACAUCACUUCAAACAGUGUGCCUUCUAUAAUCGAAUCGUGCCCACCCAGUGAAAUCAAAAGUCUAUGUCCAAAAGUGACAUGCAGUAUCUACUAUGAGACAAGUGUUCUCCAACUUUACGAUAGUUAGCGAAAUAGCAGAUGAAAGUCAAGGAUGUAUGUUAGAAAAAUGGUGUUUAAACCCAUGACAUCUGAAAUCAGUAACUAACUAGUUAUUCAUUAGUUUCAAGAAAACCCUGAAUGGACCGUGAUUCGCUCAUAUUCUCCUACACGUGCUAUAAAAUGACUUACGAUUUCGAAAAUCUGACAAUUCUGUUAACAAAAAAAACACAUCUACAAACAUGAUAUACACCCAAGCGCAGAAAAGCUUGUUUUAACCAAUAAAACGAACAGUUGGCUAAUAAGUUAUAACCCCGUCUUUUCAAUCCCUAUUUCAUACAGGUUUUCCUAUUCACCUAAAACAUAGAAAGUAUGAGUGUACUUUUAAUCAUGUUGUGAUCAUACAUAAAUUUAUAAUUAAUUAUGAAAUCCAAAUUUAAUUACAUUUUCCGUGCAAAUAAUAAAACACCAAAAGAUUCUUUGAUAUGUUUGGACUAUGACUCGUAGUGUGGUCAAGGAAACGCAUGUCUCGUCUUCUCUGGGACUCGUCAGCUGAAUACUUUUUCAAUUUCAGUUAAUCCGUCAUAUCACGUGAUCAUCAUCAUCAGUCGUACUUCCUCAAAACAACAUCGAGAGAUUCUUUUAAAAACCAGUUACUAGGGAGAGCACAGUUCCUUUUUGUUGAACAAGAAAAUCUUCAGACACUUGACAGUAACUCAGAUACACAACAGCGAAUUUUUCGAUCCCACUAUAAUAAGACAAGCAAUACUGGUUAUUUGCUAUUCUGACUUUAUUAUUUAGUGCAAUUCUAGAAACUGCUGUAGUUCCGACUCAUAUUCAAGUACAUUAGAAUCUAAAAUUUAAUACAUAAAGAGCAAGCCAAAAUAUUAUGUCUACAUGAAGAAAUUAAAACACUGUGAUUUAAUCAAUUCUAAAUACUCAUUGCGUGAAUCGAGAAAGGAUCAUGUAAAUAAAUUGGAUUUUAAAAAUCAAAACUCCCAGUCUACCUCAAAUCUUAGUAGACAAAUCAAUGGGAGUAAUAGUAGCAGGAGAACAAAGUGUGUUCAUCGUGAAAAUUCUACUUCAUCUAAAAAUAUGUACAAAUUAGACCAGUCAUAUUUGAAGUCAUCUCUAAAGAAAAAUAUUGGCAGUUCGCCGUUAACUGACAACAUUUUUACAGUCAAUAUUAAGCAGCAAAACUUUUCAAAAUCAUUUGAUUAUUCACGUCGCAUUAUUUUGCCUUUUUCCGAAAGUUCAACAGAUAACAACUAUGAAUUUAUUGAUCCCACUACAUCUUCAGUUCGUUCAAACGGAUGUUCAGUUGAAAACUCAUGGUCAAAUUUAUGGCGUAGUGGCCUUCCAGAGCAAAAGUUAACUGUAUGGUUACCUAGACGGUAUACUGAACAAGGUUGCGAACAUCUUCAGUGUAGAUUGAGCAAGGCUUCGAGCAGUAUAAAACUAAAUAAAAUUAGCUUUCCUGAUAUAAAUUUCCUAGAACUGGGUAGUAAUUUGACAUUGAAGACAAUCCAAAAGCUCUCACCACAGAUGAAUAUGACAUCCAACAGUUAUUGGGCGUCGAACACUCAUUUUGCUGGUCACAAUGUUACUACCGUUAUUAAUAACAAUAAUAAUAGUAACACAAAUAAUUCCAGACUUUCUAAUAAUCUUCAUAAAAAUGGAGAUGUACACCUAAUGCACCCUGAUAAUUCAAAUAAAUUAACCAUAAUGGGGAAUUCUUAUCCUGUUAAUAGACCUCCAGAUAUCAAAGAAAAAACUUUGGCACAACUGUCUCUUAUCAGAAAAGAAGAAAACUGCACAAUAUCAAUUGAUUCUGGUACCAAUGUGAAAGGUUAUAUGGAUCCGAUGGUAGGCGCACCAAUAGAAUACUUGAAUCGUAUAAAUGAACUAUCGAAACUACAGGCGAUUACCAAACGUUGGGAACGUACUCGAUGUCGUCGUCGGAUGAAGAAAGAUAUGAGCAUUAACAAAUCAGUUGCGGAUUCAAUUAAAUAAUUAAAUAUGAUUGUGUUACAUUUUUCUACCUUUUGUAAACCGAUAUAAAUGUUUUUAGCAUCCAAAAACUGUUUUUCAUUAGUCGAUGUUUCAACUUUGAGGAUAAGAAAACAAA